Messenger RNA from Microtus oregoni (creeping vole), 2998 nucleotides. Its product is annotated as disks large homolog 3-like. Gene Ontology annotation, molecular function: kinase binding. The record is from RefSeq and is a predicted model, not a curated record. Gene Ontology annotation, cellular component: neuromuscular junction; postsynaptic density membrane; neuron projection. Bases 338 to 2887 code for a protein of 849 amino acids. NCBI's taxonomy places the organism in Eukaryota, Metazoa, Chordata, Mammalia, Rodentia, Cricetidae. The transcript has 21 exons. Gene Ontology annotation, biological process: chemical synaptic transmission.
CUGGGGACCUGAGCAGAAGAGGUUCUCGCCGCGCCUAGCCUUUGCCUGGGCUCCCGCUUCUUCUUUGCCGCUGGGCCUUGGCCCAGAAGCCACAACGGGCGACACGGAGCCACCAGUGCUGGAGGGGGAGCCGUGGGCUCGGGGCAGCGUGGGGGCAGAAGCCCCGGGACGCCCGCCCGGCCCCAGGCCCCGCUCCGCCCGGGCACCCCCACGGGUGACCCCCCCAUCCUGGUCUGAGCAGUGCGAGUGUGCUCGGGAGCCCGGUGGUGGUGGUGGUGGUGGUGGCGGCGUGGAAACUGGCGUGGGCUGGGGGGUCCGAGCCGCGGGGGGCAGUGCCAUGCACAAGCACCAGCACUGCUGUAAGUGCCCCGAGUGCUAUGAGGUGACCCGCCUGGCCGCCCUGCGGCGUCUUGAGCCCCCUGGCUACGGGGAUUGGCAGGUGCCGGACCCCUAUGGGCCAAGCGGGGGCAAUGGGGCCAGCUCCAGUUAUGGAGGUUACAGCUCGCAGACCCUGCCUUCACAGGCAGGGGCUACCCCCACCCCUCGCACCAAGGCCAAGCUCAUCCCCACAGGCCGAGAUGUGGGGCCAGUGCCCCCUAAGCCAGUCCCCGGCAAGAGCACCCCUAAACUUAACGGCAGUGGCACCAGCUGGUGGCCCGAGUGCACCUGUACCAACCGAGAUUGGUAUGAGCAGGCCAGCCCUGCACCCCUCCUAGUGAACCCCGAGGCCCUGGAGCCCAGCCUAUCGGUGAACAGCAGUGAUGGCAUGUUCAAGUACGAGGAGAUAGUACUGGAGCGGGGCAACUCUGGCCUGGGCUUCAGUAUCGCAGGUGGCAUCGACAACCCUCAUGUCCCUGAUGACCCUGGCAUCUUUAUUACCAAGAUCAUUCCUGGUGGAGCAGCUGCCAUGGAUGGGAGGCUGGGGGUGAACGACUGUGUGCUACGGGUGAAUGAAGUGGACGUGUCCGAGGUGGUGCACAGCCGGGCUGUGGAGGCGCUGAAGGAGGCAGGCCCUGUGGUGCGGUUGGUGGUGCGGCGGCGACAGCCCCCGCCUGAGACUAUCAUGGAGGUCAACCUGCUCAAAGGGCCCAAAGGCCUGGGUUUCAGCAUUGCUGGAGGCAUUGGCAACCAGCAUAUCCCAGGAGACAACAGCAUCUACAUCACCAAGAUCAUCGAAGGAGGAGCUGCUCAGAAGGAUGGCCGCCUACAGAUUGGGGACCGGCUGCUUGCGGUGAACAACACCAAUCUGCAGGACGUGAGGCAUGAGGAAGCUGUAGCCUCACUGAAGAACACAUCAGAUAUGGUCUAUCUGAAGGUGGCCAAGCCAGGCAGCCUCCACCUCAACGACAUGUAUGCUCCCCCUGACUACGCCAGCACUUUCACUGCCUUGGCUGACAACCACAUAAGCCAUAAUUCCAACCUGGGUUAUCUCGGGGCAGUCGAGAGCAAGGUCACCUACCCUGCUCCUCCUCAGGUGCCCCCUACACGCUACUCUCCCAUUCCCAGGCACAUGCUGGCUGAGGAAGACUUCACCAGAGAGCCCCGCAAGAUCAUCCUGCACAAAGGGUCUACAGGCCUGGGCUUCAACAUCGUGGGAGGAGAGGAUGGAGAAGGCAUUUUUGUUUCCUUCAUCCUGGCAGGAGGCCCAGCCGACCUGAGUGGGGAGUUGCGAAGGGGAGACCGGAUCUUAUCGGUAAACGGAGUCAACCUGAGGAAUGCCACUCAUGAGCAGGCAGCAGCUGCCCUGAAACGGGCUGGCCAGUCAGUCACCAUUGUGGCCCAGUACAGACCUGAAGAGUAUAGUCGCUUUGAAUCCAAGAUACAUGACUUGCGAGAACAAAUGAUGAACAGCAGCAUGAGCUCUGGGUCUGGGUCUCUCCGAACCAGUGAGAAGAGGUCCUUGUAUGUCAGGGCCCUGUUUGAUUAUGAUCGGACCCGCGACAGCUGCCUGCCAAGUCAGGGACUCAGUUUCUCUUAUGGUGACAUUCUGCACGUCAUUAAUGCCUCUGAUGAUGAGUGGUGGCAAGCACGACUGGUGACUCCACAUGGAGAGAGUGAGCAGAUUGGUGUGAUCCCCAGUAAAAAGAGGGUUGAAAAGAAAGAGCGAGCUCGGUUGAAAACUGUGAAGUUCCAUGCCAGGACAGGGAUGAUUGAGUCUAACCGGGACUUCCCUGGGUUAAGUGACGAUUAUUAUGGAGCAAAGAACCUGAAGGGAGUGACAUCCAACACCAGUGACAGCGAAAGCAGUUCCAAAGGACAAGAGGAUGCUAUUUUGUCAUAUGAGCCAGUGACACGACAAGAAAUUCACUAUGCCAGGCCCGUGAUCAUCUUGGGCCCUAUGAAGGACCGAGUCAAUGAUGACCUGAUCUCUGAAUUCACUCAUAAAUUUGGAUCCUGUGUGCCACAUACCACUCUGCCUCGCCGUGACAAUGAAGUAGAUGGACAAGAUUACCACUUUGUGGUUUCCCGGGAACAGAUGGAGAAGGAUAUUCAGGACAACAAGUUCAUUGAGGCAGGCCAGUUCAACGAUAAUCUCUAUGGGACCAGCAUCCAGUCAGUUCGGGCAGUUGCAGAGAGGGGCAAGCACUGCAUCUUAGAUGUUUCUGGCAACGCUAUAAAGAGACUGCAGCAAGCACAACUUUACCCCAUUGCCAUUUUCAUCAAGCCCAAGUCCAUUGAAGCACUUAUGGAAAUGAACCGACGGCAGACAUAUGAACAAGCAAAUAAGAUCUAUGACAAAGCCAUGAAACUGGAGCAAGAGUUUGGAGAGUACUUUACAGCCAUUGUACAGGGUGACUCGCUGGAAGAGAUUUAUAACAAAAUCAAACAAAUCAUUGAGGACCAGUCUGUGCACUACAUUUGGGUCCCAUCCCCUGAAAAACUCUGAAGAACCCCCUCCAACCAUUCUCUUGUGAACAGAAGAAAACCAAGCCCUCUUCCCUCCUUCCUCUUCAUUCUUGUCCCCAUGGGGAGAACAAAUGACUACUGUCAAAUUUGA